This is a messenger RNA of Eruca vesicaria subsp. sativa (arugula), 267 nucleotides long. The record is from the annotation of a GenBank genome assembly. Lineage: Eukaryota; Viridiplantae; Streptophyta; Magnoliopsida; Brassicales; Brassicaceae.
AUGGCCAUGAAAUCAGCUCAACUCUCCAGAAAGUCUCAUGUUCCAUUGUAUUUCAAUGACGUCUCACCAGUUCUGUCGGAGUCGGAACUACGGCACAGCUCUCUUCUCUGCAAUCUUGACCACAUGUGCCUCCUUAUCGACCAUGACCGGUUCAGGUUCCACGUUCAUGAAAAAUCUGAAGCGAACUGUGGAAUGAGGGGAGACCUCUUUGGUUGGGUGCUAACCCAGAUUGCUAAGCUUGUCACUGUAGAGGAGGUAUCUUGCUAA